Messenger RNA from Cokeromyces recurvatus, 486 nucleotides. RefSeq lists its product as uncharacterized. NCBI's taxonomy places the organism in Eukaryota, Fungi, Mucoromycota, Mucoromycetes, Mucorales, Mucoraceae. Bases 88 to 246 code for a protein of 52 amino acids. The transcript has a single exon. The record is from RefSeq and is a predicted model, not a curated record.
ACUAUACAGAGUUUUCACAGACUUGUCUUUUCUGUUUUCUCUUUCCUUAUCUUUUGCACUUAAAACAAUCACUAUUUUCGUUCUUGUAUGGUAGACCCCAACAGAAAAGAUGUAUAUGUGUCAUACCAUGGUGUGAAUGAUCUAAGACGCCUGUCAUCUGCUGAAUAUUACGAUAUGAAUGGGAAAUAUGAAUCGACAGAGACUAGAACAAAACCGAAAGAAAAGAAUAAAUGUGGAAUAGAUUGAAACCCAUAUACCUUCUCCAAAAAAAACUGCAGUUCUCGAACGUUACAAAGCAUACAUAAUAUAUAUAUGCUACAGCACUUUGAUACGUUAUCUGCUUUCUACAGUUUCCAGACUGCAAGACUGCGAUGGUGCAGCCACUUUGGGUCUCAGCGGGCAAUCGAAAAUGCUGUCAACAUUUUACACAACGGCUCAAAAAAAAAAAAAAAAUACAACUAAAGUAGAAGAAAAACAGGAGAUAAA